AUGGACACCUCUGUAGACUCUGUCCUUCUCGCCACCACGGUCCACAGGCGCAGUCAGACAAAACGGACCAGAGGUCAGGUUUCUUUGUUGUUCUUUGAAGUGGCACGUCGCAGCAAGAUGGGAUGGGCUCGUCUGCACAGGAGUCGAAACCGUUGCUUGCCCCAUGCCAGCGAAUUUGCCCGCAAGCCCGCGGUUCGUCUGGUGCAUGCUCACGCCUAUAAAUAGGAGACGUAAAGCCCAAUGGAGAAACGGCUCUCUGUCCUCCAGCUCACCCGUUUCCUCUCCCAUCACCUCUUCUAGCUGUCCUGGUCAAGCGAGGAGCAUCUUUUGUUUUACAAGCCAGCUGCCCGUGAGUCUGAGUCCAUAUACACAUUAUCUACCUCGCCCUUCCCUUGCUGAUCCGACCUUUCUCUACACCGCAGACAGGGCUCGUUAG
Messenger RNA from Ceraceosorus bombacis, 436 nucleotides. The record is from the annotation of a GenBank genome assembly. NCBI's taxonomy places the organism in Eukaryota, Fungi, Basidiomycota, Exobasidiomycetes, Ceraceosorales, Ceraceosoraceae.